GUCCGUGGCGUCCCGCGCCUCCGUGCAGGCCCCGCCCCGCGCCUCAGGACCGGCGGGGCCGGGCGCAUCCCGCGGCGGUGGCGGCGGCGGGCACAAGAUGAUGAAGUUUCGGUUCCGGCGGCAGGGUGCCGACCCGCAGCGCGAGAAGCUCAAGCAGGAGCUCUUCGCUUUCCACAAGACCGUGGAGCAUGGCUUCCCCAACCAGCCCAGCGCCUUGGCCUUCGACCCUGAGCUUCGCAUCAUGGCCAUCGGCACCAGGUCUGGGGCUGUCAAGAUCUAUGGUGCACCUGGAGUGGAGUUUACAGGUCUGCAUCGGGAUGCAGCCACUGUCACCCAGAUGCAUUUCCUGCCUGGUCAGGGCCGCCUCCUGACCCUGCUAGAUGACAGCAGCCUGCAUCUGUGGGAGAUCGUCCAUCAUAAUGGCUGUGCCCACCUAGAGGAAGGGCUUAGCUUCCAGCCACCCAGCCGGCCCAGUUUUGACAAUGCCAGUGCCCCAGCCAGCCUUACCCGUGUCACUGUGGUCCUGCUGGUAGCUGGCAACACAGCGGCCCUGGGAACUGAGAGUGGCAACAUUUUUUUCCUGGACGUUGCCACUCUGACACUGCUUGAGGGGCAGACUAUCAGCCCAGAUGAGGUCCUGCGCAGUGUGCCAGAUGACUACCGGUGUGGGAAGGCUCUGGGCCCUGUGGAGUCACUCCAGGGACAUCUGCAAGACCCCACCAAAAUCCUCAUAGGCUACAGUCGGGGCUUAUUGGUCAUCUGGAGCCAGGCCACACAGUGUGUGGACCACAUUUUCCUGGGUAACCAGCAGCUGGAGAGCCUGUGUUGGGGGCGUGGUGGCAGCACCGUUAUCAGCUCACACAGCGAUGGCAGCUAUGCCAUCUGGUCCACAGACACUGGCAGCCCCCCAGCACUGCAGCCCACUGUAGUGACCACACCCUAUGGCCCCUUCCCCUGCAAGGCCAUCAACAAGAUUCUGUGGCGGAGCUGUGAGUCAGGAGACCACUUUAUCAUCUUCAGUGGUGGCAUGCCCCGAGCCAGCUAUGGUGACCGCCACUGUGUGAGUGUACUGCGAGCAGAGACACUGGUGACCCUGGACUUCACCUCCCGUGUCAUUGACUUCUUCACAGUGCACAGCACACAGCCAGAGGAUGAAUUCGACAACCCUCAGGCCCUAGCUGUGCUUCUGGAGGAGGAGCUGGUGGUGCUGGACCUGCAGACACCAGGCUGGCCAGCUGUGCCUGCCCCUUACCUGGCCCCACUGCAUUCAUCCGCUAUCACCUGCUCUGCCCAUGUUGCCAACGUCCCCAGCAAGCUGUGGGCCCGCAUUGUAAGUGCUGGUGAGCGGCAGAGCCCGCAGCCUGCCUCCAGUGCCUUGAGCUGGCCCAUUACUGGGGGCCGGAACUUGGCCCAGGAACCCUCGCAGCAUGGGCUGCUACUGACCGGCCAUGAGGAUGGCACUGUGCGCUUCUGGGACGCCUCUGGUGUGGCACUCAGGCCACUCUACAAACUGAGCACAGCUGGCCUCUUCCAGACGGACUGUGAACACGCUGACAGCCUGGCCCAGGCUGUGGAGGACGACUGGCCGCCCUUCCGCAAGGUGGGCUGUUUUGACCCCUACAGUGACGACCCCCGCCUGGGAAUACAGAAGGUUGCACUUUGCAAGUACACAGCCCAGAUGGUGGUGGCUGGCACCGCAGGCCAGGUGCUUGUGCUGGAGCUCAGUGACGAGCCAGCAGAGCAGGCUGUCAGUGUGGCCAGUGUGGAUCUCCUUCAGGAUCGUGAGGGCUUCACAUGGAAAGGCCAUGAGCGGCUGAGCCCACACACGGGGCUGUUGCCUUGGCCUGCGGGAUUCCAGCCCCGAAUGCUGGUGCAGUGCCUGCCACCAGCGGCUGUCACCGCUGUCACGCUUCAUGCCGAGUGGAGCCUUGUGGCCUUUGGUACCAGUCAUGGCUUUGGUCUUUUUGACUACCAGCGCAAGAGCCCUGUGCUGGCCAGGUGUACCCUUCACCCCAAUGACUCUUUGGCCAUGGAGGGGCCGCUGUCUCGGGUGAAAUCCCUCAAGAAGUCACUGCGACAGUCAUUCCGGCGUAUCCGCAAGAGCCGUGUCUCAGGCAAAAAACGGGCUACUGCCGCCAGUAGCAAGUUGCAGGAGGCCAACGCACAGCUGGCGGAGCAGCCCUGCCCCCACGACGUGGAGAUGACACCCGUGCAGCGCCGCAUCGAGCCUCGGUCUGCUGACGACUCCCUCUCUGGUGUUGUACGCUGCCUCUACUUUGCUGACACAUUCCUUCGAGAUGCAACCCACCAUGGGCCCACCAUGUGGGCAGGGACCAACUCGGGCUCUGUAUUUGCCUACGCGCUGGAGGUUCCAGCAGCCGCAGCCGGUGGUGAAAAGCGGCCUGAGCAGGCAGUGGAGGCGGUGCUGGGCAAGGAGGUACAGCUCAUGCACCGGGCACCUGUGGUGGCCAUCGCUGUGUUGGACGGUCGUGGCCGUCCACUGCCUGAGCCCUAUGAGGCUUCCCGGGACCUGGCACAGGCCCCUGACAUGCAGGGUGGGCACGCUGUGCUCAUAGCAUCUGAGGAGCAGUUCAAGGUGUUCACACUGCCCAAGGUGAGUGCCAAGACCAAGUUCAAACUGACGGCCCAUGAAGGCUGCCGUGUGCGCAAGGUCGCCCUGGCCACGUUUGCCAGUGUGAUGUCUGAGGACUACGCUGAGACCUGCCUCGCCUGCCUCACCAACUUGGGUGAUGUCCACGUCUUCUCUGUGCCUGGCCUGAGGCCUCAGGUGCACUACUCCUGUAUCCGGAAGGAGGACAUUAGUGGCAUCGCUUCCUGUGUCUUCACACGCCAUGGUCAGGGCUUUUACUUGAUCUCUCCAUCGGAAUUUGAGCGCUUCUCCCUCAGUGCUCGUAAUAUCACAGAGCCACUCUGCUCCCUGGAUGUCAGCUGGCCCCGAAAUGCCACCCAGCCCAGUCUUCAAGACUCACCCAAGCUGAGCCAGGCUAACGGGACCCGAAACAUCACCCUGGCGCCAGAGAGCUGUGAAGGAAGCCCUAACUCUGCCCACAGCAAGCGAGCUGCAGAUACCACAGAGCCACCCGAGGCCACACUCUCACCUGUGUCCGUUGACUCGGCAACGAGUGGGGAUACCACGCUGGACACGACAGGGGAUGUCACAGUGGAAUAUGUGAAGGAUUUCCUGGGCUCUCCUGAGGACUCGGAGAAGAACCUUCGGAACCUGGAAGCAGACGAGGCCCGGGCCUACACCCUUCUGGUUAAAUGAGGUGCUGUGAGGCAGCCAAGCCUUACCACGCAGCAGCUGCUGUCCCUUGCCCCAGCUGGGACCCUGGCAGGCCUCUGUGAUGGUGUCACUCCUGGAAGCCUAGCUGCCUUCCCCUAUCUGUCAGAGGCUUAGGGGACCCACAGUCAUGAUCACCACAGUUCAGCGCUAGAAAGGGGAUGUCCUGUCAGCCUUGAGGUCCUGGGCAUUUAGAAGGCCACCUCUGACUGGGUGUAGGAACUGAGGCUCAUCUGUUUAGUGAGCCCAUUUCACAGGACAGUCACUGAGGCUGAUAGGUCCUGCCUGUUGAGCCAGCACAUGGAGCUUAUGUGCCUACCAUAUCCUGCUAUGGACCCAACCUAGCUGGAGCCUGGAGCUAUCUGGACCUCGGUAGCUAGUGCCUCUGCACCCUACAUUGAGCAUAGAUACUACCCAUACUCUUCUACUUGGUACCCUCCUAGAUCCCAAGCAAGCCCAUCUCAGGCUAUCACUGAAAGAGCCUGGGUUUGUUUCCCCUAGCCAUCACCAUCUGCUUAUCCCAGCCCACUGUCUGCCUUGCCUAGCUCCUUAACAUUGAACCCACACCUGUUAACCUGUGGGAUCAUCUUACUGAUGCUGGGCCCUAAAGACGCCCCCAGCUUGAAAGGCAGGUGGAGGCGUGUGCUAGGAUCCUGUGUCUUGCACUCCAUACUGUCCUUUAUUUCUCCUCAAGCAGAGUAUUUUUCUAACGCCUGGACUGCGCUGGCCAGUCAUUUCUAAAGCAGUUUUGGUACUUGCUCCUGGCCUGUGUGUAUGCUCACGUGACUGGAAACUGCUAGGCACUGUAACUGGAGUCAGGCGGGUGUGUGCAUGUGUGUGGGGCAGUGAGGAUGGGCUUCCUGUAGACUCCACCUUGGGCUUUUCUGUCUUUUUUUAAAAACUAGUUUUAAUAUUAAAAGUACUGAUUUUUUAAUAUUGAAAAUAAAAGCAUUUAAUAUCUUUUAAACUGCA
Molecule: messenger RNA, 4273 nt
Organism: Peromyscus californicus insignis
Lineage: Eukaryota; Metazoa; Chordata; Mammalia; Rodentia; Cricetidae
Gene: Llgl1
Product: LLGL scribble cell polarity complex component 1
Exons: 22
Coding region: 98-3286 (1062 amino acids)
Biological process (GO): cortical actin cytoskeleton organization; regulation of establishment or maintenance of cell polarity; regulation of protein secretion
Cellular component (GO): cytoplasm; plasma membrane; cortical actin cytoskeleton
Molecular function (GO): myosin II binding; GTPase activator activity
Source: RefSeq, a predicted model, not a curated record